AUGGAAAUGAAAACCCUUACACACAAGCGGCAGCUGGAGUUGAACGCUAUGGACACUGUGACAGCGAGCAAAGGAGUCAUGAUCCACAAGCUCAAUCCCGGCACGUUUGGUCAAGUCCUGGCCCCUGGUGAUACCACCAAUUUUGAACACGUUUUUGUAGGUGGUUGGCUGUGCGAGAAACCUGAAACCCCAGGGCUGGAUGGCGUAUGCCAGCGUGAGUCCGACGGCUGGGAUUAUAGAGGGCAAACCGGCCACGCAGAGAUCUUGAUGUCAAAAGACUUCUCUGAAAUUGGAUGUGCGCACUCUACUGGGAUUUGGUGUUGCGAUCUUGCAUAG
Messenger RNA from Bipolaris maydis ATCC 48331, 336 nucleotides. Its product is annotated as Transglycosylase-like domain protein. The record is from RefSeq and is a predicted model, not a curated record. NCBI's taxonomy places the organism in Eukaryota, Fungi, Ascomycota, Dothideomycetes, Pleosporales, Pleosporaceae.